Momordica charantia (bitter melon) is the source of this 2796-nucleotide messenger RNA. RefSeq names its product TIM-barrel signal transduction protein. Gene Ontology annotation, molecular function: catalytic activity. Lineage: Eukaryota; Viridiplantae; Streptophyta; Magnoliopsida; Cucurbitales; Cucurbitaceae. The record is from RefSeq and is a predicted model, not a curated record.
GUCGUAGGUCGAGAUUUCUAAUACCGCUUCAAGUUGUUUGAGGAGUGAGAUUCUAAUCCAACGAUUCACAGGAAUCUUCUUCCACCUUUUUCAUUCACAAAGAAAAUACAUAUUUACAUAUGGACAUGCCCUUUUGCGGAAGAAAUAAGAAUCCGAUUUCCAGAUUACCUACUUUUUGCAGUCGGAAAGUUGGGAUCUCUGAGAAGAAAAAAGAUCAAAUUAAAAAGGAAAAAAAUGGCGACGCGAGGUGAUAGUAAGACUCUCCGAGUUUUCUGUAUCGCAACGGCUGAUUCAAAGCUUGAGGAGCUCCGAUUCAUUUCCGAUACAGUUCGAUCCAACCUCAAUAGCUUCUCUAGAAGUUCUUCUUUUAAGGUCGAAGUGACGGUUGUUGAUGUUUCUACCGGCCGUAUGCAUGGGAUCGAGAGUCUGGAUGAUUUCGUCUUCGUGUCGAGGGAGGAUGUUCUCUCUUGCUAUGAUCGCACUGGAAAUGAUCUUCCCGAUGACCGCGGAAAAGCUCUCUCUAUAAUGAGUAAAGCACUUGAAUAUUUCCUUAGUAAAGCCCGGGGGGAUGGGGUAAUUGCUGGAGCUAUUGGACUUGGAGGCAGUGGAGGGACAUCUCUCAUAUCCUCUGCGUUAAAAUCUCUUCCAAUUGGAAUCCCUAAGCUUAUCGUCUCAACCGUUGCUAGUGGUCAGACAGAAUCUUAUAUCGAGACAUCCGAUCUGAUACUCAUCCCGUCUAUAGUGGAUGUGUGCGGGAUUAAUAGUGUCAGUAGGGUCGUCUUAUCAAAUGCUGGUGCUGCAUUUGCUGGUAUGGUGGUCGGAAGACUCGAGAAGUUUAAAGAUUCUCGUAAUUUCAAUGAAAAACCAACAGUGGGUUUGACAAUGUUUGGAGUUACAACUCCUUGUGUAAAUUCUGUCAAAGAAAGAUUGGCUAAAGAAGGCUACGAGAGCCUUGUUUUUCAUGCUACCGGGGUUGGGGGCAAGGCAAUGGAAUCUCUGGUCAGAGAGGGAUUUAUCCAGGGAGUCUUGGACAUCACAACAACAGAGGUUGCAGACUAUUUAGUGGGAGGUGUCAUGGCUUGUGGCAGUUCCCGCUUUGAUGCCAUUAUAGAGAAGAGAAUCCCACUAGUCCUAAGUGUAGGAGCACUGGAUAUGGUGAACUUUGGAUCCAGAGAUGCAAUACCUUCUAAUUUUCACGGAAGGAAUAUAUAUGAACAUAACAAGCAGGUUUCGCUGAUGCGAACUACAGUGGAUGAGAACAAAAAAAUCGCUCAUUUUAUAGCUGAUAAGAUAAACAAUUCAUUGGUGAAGGUUCGUGUGUGCCUGCCGCAGAAUGGUGUAUCUGCUCUGGAUGCACCAGGGAAGCCAUUUUAUGAUCCUGAAGCUACUUCUACUCUUUUAGAUGAACUACAGAGGCACAUUCAGUCAAAUGAUGAUAGGCAGGUGAAGGUGUAUCCUUAUCAUAUUAACGAUCUUGAGUUCGCCGAGGUAUUGGUCAACUCAUUCUUGGAAAUUACUUCAAAAGAGACGAAGGACUUGUGUGACCCAAAAAUUGUUUCAGUUGAAAUUAGUCAAGACCUUCAAGAGAACUCCAUUUCUGAGUCAAAUUUAUCUGUUCAUGGAAGCAUUAUCUAUAGUCCUAGUGAUUUCCCAGAUGCAAGACCAGUAACUUUGAGAAGAACACGUAUGAUAUUGGAGAACCUGAAAGCUCAAAUAGUUGAAGGAGUGCCCAUAAUAGGGGCUGGUGCGGGGACUGGCAUAUCUGCCAAGUUUGAAGAAGCUGGUGGCGUUGAUCUGAUAGUGGUGUACAAUUCGGGACGCUUUCGCAUGGCUGGGAGGGGUUCUUUAGCAGGCUUACUACCUUUUGCCGAUGCUAAUGCCAUAGUGCUCGAGAUGGCCAAUGAAGUUCUGCCAGUGGUGAACACAGUUCCCGUGCUUGCUGGAGUAUGUGCUUCUGAUCCAUUUCGUCGAAUGGAUUACUUCCUAAAGCAGGUGGAGUCAAUUGGAUUUUCUGGAGUGCAGAACUUUCCUACUGUUGGAUUAUUUGAUGGUAACUUCAGACAGAACCUUGAAGAAACAGGAAUGGGAUAUGGAUUGGAGGUCAAGAUGAUUGAAAGAGCACACAAAAUGGGUCUCUUGACAACCCCAUAUGCUUUUAACCAAGAUGAAGCCUUGGAAAUGGCAAAAGCUGGUGCAGACAUUAUAGUUGCCCACAUGGGGCUCACUACCUCUGGAUCUAUUGGAGCCAAAACUGCCCUUACAAUGGAGGAAAGUGUACUCCGUGUACAGGCAAUAGCAGAUGCUGCUCACAGAAUCAAUCCUAAUGUCUUAGUGCUCUGUCAUGGAGGUCCUAUAUCGGGUCCUAGUGAAGCUGCAUUCAUUCUGAAGAGAACCAAGGGAGUUCAUGGAUUUUAUGGUGCAUCAAGCAUGGAGAGGCUACCAGUUGAACAAGCAAUAACUAGCACAGUCCAAGAGUACAAAUCAAUUUCAAUGAGAUAAAAUUUGAAGUGCGGUCCUUCACGAGCUUGAUACUUGUCAUGUAUAUUAUAACUAGUACUAACUUCUCACACACAUGUGAUGGGUGAAAAUUGUGGCCAAUCGUAUCUUUUAGCUUCGAUAUGUUUCAGUUUUUUUUUUUUGGUUUGUUGCAUUAUAAGUAUCAAAUUUGGGUAAGAUCCAUUAUCCUACAUCAUCUCGAAUCUUGCAGAGUAAAACUUCCACUGGAAGAACUGUUCUAUACAAUUGCACAUUAUUUCUCUUACAAGAGAAAAAUAUGCUAUUUCUUUGAAGUGCUAA